AGGCUCGGGUAUUCGGUUUUCAUUCCGCAUUUGAAAUUAUUGGACACGGUCAAAUUGCAGAUUUUAUGGAUGUUAUUUUAAUCAAACUUCCUGCUUUUGUGGAAUACAAUUUAUCUACAUUAUAUUAUUUUGGAUCAAGGGUGUAUCGACGUUUUUAAUCUCAGGAUGGGUCACAAAGGAAUCUCGGUGACAGGCCUGGUCUGCGGCUUUGCUUUCUUUCUUCUACCGCUGCACUCCGCCUAUGGAGACGUGAGCUAUUCUUUUCCGGAGGAGAUGAAACGCGGAUCUGUGUUUGGAAAUAUAGCCAAGGAUCUCGGGCUGGAGGCGAGCAGACUUUCCGCUCGUAAGGCCCGUAUUGAUACCGAAGGGAACAGUAAACGCUAUUGUGACAUUAAUCUGACUACGGGGGAAUUGAUUGUUGCGGAGAGAAUUGACAGAGAGGGGCUUUGUGGCAAGAAGGCUUCGUGCGUUUUAAAACAGGAACUUGUGUUGGAGAAUCCUUUGGAGCUUCACCGUAUUAGUCUUCAUGUUCAAGAUAUAAAUGAUAAUUCUCCACAAUUCACAGAGGAUUUUAUUAAAUUUGAAAUAGGAGAAUCCGCAGACAAGGGGGCUCGUUUUUCUCUAGACGAGGCCUACGAUGCAGAUAUAGGACAGAAUAUGGUUCAGAGUUAUACACUAGAAAGAAACGAAAAUUUCGUUUUAAAUGUUAAUACUAAAACAGGGGGACGCAAAUACGCCGAAUUAGUAUUAGACAAAGAGCUAGAUCGUGAACAACAACACGAGUUGAAAUUAUUGCUUACAGCUGUAGAUGGGGGUACUCCGCAGAGAUCAGGUACUGUAGUCAUACACGUCACUGUACUGGAUGCUAACGAUAACGCCCCAGUGUUUAACCAGGCCGUCUAUAAAGCCAGUCUGCCUGAAAACUCUCCUUUAAACACUGUAGUGGUUACAGUGAGUGCUACAGAUGCAGAUGACGGAGCAAAUGGCGAAGUAACAUACAACUUUGACCAUGUUUCAGAUGAAUAUGUACAUUUAUUCUCUCUAGAUCACAAAACAGGUGAAGUAAGAAUUAUUGGGAAAGUUGACUAUGAGGAGGCGUCAUCUUAUGAAUUACAAAUAAGGGCUAAGGAUGGGGCAGGUUUAACAUCAUAUUCUUUUUUAAUUAUUGAAAUCACUGAUGUUAAUGACAACGCUCCUGUGAUUUAUCUACAAUCUCUAACUAACCCCAUACCUGAGAACGCAUCACCUGGUACAGAGGUGGGCAUCAUUAACGUGCAGGAUAGAGACUCUGAGAAUAACCGACAGGUCCGCUGCUCCAUUCAGCAAAACGUUCCCUUUAAGCUGGUGCCAUCCAUCAAAAACUACUAUUCUCUGGUGACCACGGGCGAACUGGACCGUGAACUAGUGUCUGAUUACAAUAUUACAAUCACUGCCACCGACGAGGGCUCUCCACCGCUAUCCUCCUCUAAAAGUGUUCAGUUAUCUGUAGCUGACGUCAACGACAACCCACCUGUGUUUGAGGAACAGUCCUAUAAAGCCCACGUGACUGAAAAUAACAAACCCGGUUCUUCCUUACGUUCAGUUACUGCACGGGACCCAGACUGGAGACAGAACGGUACAGUGAUUUAUUCUCUCUUUCCUGGUGAGGUGAACGGUGUCCCAGUGUCCUCGUUUUUAUCCGUUAACGGAGACACGGGGGUGAUCCACGCUGUGAGGUCAUUUGAUUAUGAACAGUUCAGAAGUUUUAAAGUCCACGUGGUGGCCAGAGACAACGGUUCUCCUCCGCUCAGCAGUAACGUCACAGUCAGUGUGUUCAUAACGGAUGUGAAUGACAACUCUCCUCAGAUACUGUACCCCGCCCCGGAGGGGAACUCCUUCAUGACGGAGCUGGUCCCCAAAGCUGCGCACGGAGGCUCCCUGGUUUCCAAGGUGAUAGCUGUGGACGCGGACUCCGGCCAGAACGCCUGGCUGUCCUAUCAAAUAUUCAAAUCCACUGUUCAGGGACUUUUCACUAUUGGUCUCCACAGCGGAGAGAUCAGGACACAGCGGGACAUUUCUGAAUCUGACAGCAUGAAACAGAACCUCAUUGUGUCAGUGAAAGAUAACGGACAGCCCUCUCUCUCUGCCACCUGUACCAUCUAUUUAGUGAUUUCUGAUAACUUGGCUGAAGUGCCAGAACUGAAAGACGUCUCUUAUGAUGAGAGCAAUUCCAAACUCACCUCUUAUCUGAUCAUCGCGCUGGUGUCCGUCUCUACCUUUUUCCUCACCUUCAUUAUUGUCAUCCUGGCCGUGAGGUUUUGCCGCAGGAGAAAGCCCAGACUGUUGUUUAACGGAGCGGUCGCCAUCCCCAGUGCGUAUCUCCCUCCCAACUACGCAGAGGUGGAUGGCGCCGGAACUCUCCGCAGCACUUACAAUUAUGAGGCAUACCUGACGACGGGUUCGCGCACAAGUGACUUCAAGUUCCUCACAUCUUACAACGACAACACACUGUCUGCGGACCAGACUCUGAGAAAAACUCCAAAUGACUUUUCUGAAGAUCAUGACGACUCCGAAGGGUCACCAGAGAACGCGUCACCUGGUACAGAGGUGGGCAUCAUUAACGUGCAGGAUAGAGACUCUGAGAAUAACCGACAGGUCCGCUGCUCCAUUCAGCAAAACCUUCCCUUUAAGCUGGUGCCAUCCAUCAAAAACUACUAUUCUCUGGUGACCACGGGCGAACUAGACCGUGAACUAGUGUCUGAUUACAACAUUACAAUCACUGCCACCGACGAGGGCUCUCCACCUCUAUCCUCCUCUAAAAGUGUUCAGUUAUCUGUAGCUGACGUCAACGACAACCCACCUGUGUUUGAGGAACAGUCCUAUAAAGCCCACGUGACUGAAAAUAACAAACCCGGUUCCUCCGUGUGUUCUGUUACUGCACGGGACCCAGACUGGAGACAGAACGGAACAGUGAUUUAUUCUAUCUUACCUGGUGAGGUGAACGGUGUCCCAGUGUCCUCGUUAUUAUCCGUUAACGGAGACACGGGGGUGAUCCACGCUGUGAGGUCGUUUGAUUACGAGCAGUUCAGGAGUUUUAAAGUCAACGUGGUGGCCAGAGACAACGGUUCUCCUCCGCUCAGCAGCAAUGUCACGGUCAGUGUGUUCAUAACAGAUGUUAAUGACAACUCUCCUCAGAUACUAUACCCCGCCCCGGAGGGGAACUCCUUCAUGACGGAGCUGGUCCCCAAAGCUGCGCACGGAGGCUCCCUGGUUUCCAAGGUGAUAGCUGUGGACGCGGACUCCGGCCAGAACGCCUGGCUGUCCUAUCAAAUAUUCAAAUCCACUGUUCAGGGACUUUUCACUAUUGGUCUCCACAGCGGAGAGAUCAGGACACAGCGGGACAUUUCUGAAUCUGACAGCAUGAAACAGAACCUCAUUGUGUCAGUGAAAGAUAACGGACAGCCCUCUCUCUCUGCCACCUGUACCAUCUAUUUAGUGAUUUCUGAUAACUUGGCUGAAGUGCCAGAACUGAAAGACGUCUCUUAUGAUGAGAGCAAUUCCAAACUCACCUCUUAUCUGAUCAUCGCGCUGGUGUCCGUCUCUACCUUUUUCCUCACCUUCAUUAUUGUCAUCCUGGCCGUGAGGUUUUGCCGCAGGAGAAAGCCCAGACUGUUGUUUAACGGAGCGGUCGCCAUCCCCAGUGCGUAUCUCCCUCCCAACUACGCAGAGGUGGAUGGCGCCGGAACUCUCCGCAGCACUUACAAUUAUGAGGCAUACCUGACGACGGGUUCGCGCACAAGUGACUUCAAGUUCCUCACAUCUUACAACGACAACACACUGUCUGCGGACCAGACUCUGAGAAAAACUCCAAAUGACUUUUCUGAAGAUCAUGACGACUCCGAAGGGUCACCAGAGGUAGGGCUUUAA
Oncorhynchus mykiss (rainbow trout) is the source of this 3906-nucleotide messenger RNA. Lineage: Eukaryota; Metazoa; Chordata; Actinopteri; Salmoniformes; Salmonidae. The record is from RefSeq and is a predicted model, not a curated record.